CAAUGUGGCCUCCCGGAGGUCCCGAGCGGGAGAAUCCAUCGCCGCGUAACCGCUCUUAGGGGCCAGCGGCGGUCUUCGCGCCCAGUUUCUAACGAAAGCGGGGCCCGGUCGAAGCCCUCCGCUUUGUUCCCACCUCCCACAUGACAAGGAAAGGAGCACCCCACCCGAACCCAGAUCCACCAACCAUACUAUUAUUAUUACCAGGUAACCCCACCACCUCUUUUUAUCUCCUUUCUCUAGGGUGAUUCCAGAGAUUCCAGGUCUCUGCUCGUUCUGAUCUUCCCCUCGGGAAGCAGACACAGCAAAUUCCCAAGGAGAAGGGGAGGGAUAGAUUUAGAGAAAGAAGAGAGGAGCAUUGGACUCUCUUCCUUUGCUCCCAAGGCUACUUAAUCUCGGAUACACUCUUCUGAAGAAAGAAUUGGAAGCGGGGAGGCAAAGCAGAACCAACUCUUUCAUCCUUCUGAUUCUUUUCUCACUCCGCAGUGUAGCCUAGCAUGUUGAAGUGAUUGCAAGCUGAGAAUCUGCCAAUCCCUCUCAGCUUCAGUUAAGGAAAUGGUGAUGGAAUUUUGUAUUACUAUCAUGAGAGCUGAUGGUGAGAUUCCUCUUUGCAUGCUAGGAACUUUAUAGUCAUGACUUCAACAAUGCAGACAGAUGAAGCAGCGCACGAGGAAAUCAGAGUAAUGGAGUAUGGUGCACAAGCAAGGAUUCAGCAUCACUUCUCAAAAUCAUCAAAGGAGAGAGAGUUGACCCCCAGACAAAUCAGGCAUAUAAAAAUGCGAGAGAAGGAGAAGGGCUUGAAAACUGCAAAGCUCAAUGCAAUGACAGGUUCGGAUCAGCAUGCUCCGAGUGUGGGCUCAGCCUCUUCUAUGCCCUCUGGGAGCUGUCAGAAGCCUUGGCCCGGUACGAAGGCAACUGGAGCUGAAGAGCUGGUCAAACACAUGUCAGAGGUUCCAAGUUAUCUCCAGCGCAUGGAGAGAAGAGGCAACAUUCAGGAGAAGGCACUGAAUUUCGGAGUUCUUGACUGGGGGCUUCUUGAGAAGUGGACAUACCAUCAGAAACAAAUGGCAAAUGAGAGAGGUGAAAAUAAUUCAUCAUCUAGUAGUAAUCAGUCCUCUUCAUUUUCUACAUUUGGAUCAUCUAUCCAAUCUCGUGGAAGCACGGGUAGCCCUAUUCCUCGAAGGAAGCAAUCUGCUUCUAGGAAAGCUCGUCGAAAUCCAUCUGUUAUGGGAAGUCAAACACAGCUGAUGGAGAAUAGAAGUUCUGAACAUGUCAUGGAUUUUCAGGAUCCAAUAACUUCGAACAUUAACUUUUCUUUUGGGCAUGACCAGCAUCUAGAUGCAGAUCGGGGUAGAGGUACCGAUUAUAUGAGGCGCAAGAAUUUAAAAGACAAGAGAAAAUAUUCGGGCUUCAAUGGCACAUCUCGUAACAUGUCCCUACCUCCAGACUUGAGCACUUCAUGUGCAACUUCCAAAGAUGAUGCUACCUCAGAAAUACUCAAGUCAGUAGAGGCUGAAGAUGGUAGAUCAAAGAAAGCAGGACAAAAGCAAGACCUAACUUUGUUUCAGAACAAGGAAUGCAUGUGGGAUCGUCUCGAACAGAGUGUUCAUGCGAGAUGUAGUAGCUUUGAGUCCUUGGUAUCUAAUGAUGGAAUGCCACCAGAAAAGCAUCGCAACAGUUUUUCAGGUUGCUCUCCCGAUGACAUCCAGUCCACCUAUCAAUCUCUUCACGUUCCCCAUUCAUGUCGACUCCCUUGCGGCAUUUUUACUGAUCUACCUGCAUCAGCCAGCAAAAUUCUGCGAGAAAAGAAAGUUCAGAUCACUAACCCAGAAGGCCAAAAUAGGAAACAUGGCCAAUUUAUUAGCAGUUCUUGUGACCAAUUUCAAGUUAAUGCGGAUGAUAAAUUAGGUCAAGCUGAAGAAAAGGCAACCACUGCAACAGGAAGAGAAUUGCCUGCCUGUUUGUCAAGUGCUGGUCCAACUUUUCUAAGCAGACGUUCAUGGGACGGUUCAUCUGUACAGCAAUCAAAAUCAAUUGCUUGUCCAGACAGGUCUGGUGGGGAUAAGGCAACUGAAAAUAACAAAGCUAGGCGCAGCCCAUUUAAGAGGAUAUUAGAUCCAUUCCUUAAGCCAAAGAACCACAUUUAUUUUUCUGGGCCAAUUGCAGCCUCAUCCAUUCAUAGCUCUCACGAGCUAAAUGAUGCUGGUAAGCCUCUGAUGAGGGAAGAAUUAGCAUUAUCAUAUGGGCAGGGCAACUCAUCCGAUACAGGCAUUAAUUUCAUUUGGCAGUCAAAGGGAAAUCUGAACUCCUCAAGUCAGGCGCCCAACGACGGCAGAGGGUCACGUAAAGAUGAGGGGAAAUUGGCUUCGACAAGGCAAGCUCUUUUGCAACUGGCUUGGAAGAAUGGACUGCCUCUGUUUAUGUUCUCAUCUAGUGAUAGUGAAAUUCUUGCAGCCACAAUGAGUAAGAAAAGCAUAGCUAAUGAAGACAACUGCAAAUGCGUUUAUACAAUAUUCUCUGUUCAUGAAGUUAAGAAGAAAAGUGGAGUGUGGAUUAACCCUACAAGAAAGACUAAGAAACAUGGGCUGCUCUCUAAUGUCGUUGGCCGGUUGAAGGUUUCAGGUUCCAUGCUGACCAGUUAUGAUUCCAAGAGCCACUCUGUUGUGAGAGAAUUUGUUUUGCUUGGUUCUGAGAUGGCACCAACAUCCCAUGAAUCUGCUGGUUCUGUGUGUAAUAAUGAGCUUGCGGCCAUAAUUGCCCAGGAUCCUCAAGAGAAGCCGGAAAGUUCUAGGGUUCAUUUAGUACAUAGCAGCAAAUGCAAGGACUCAUCACCAGUAAAUUCAGCAGAAAAUGUAUGUUCUUGUUGCCAGCAGAAAAUCAGUCUGCAGCUCGAUCAGAAUAAUGAUAAUUCAUCCCUACCUACAGUCAUAGCCAUACUUCCAAGUGGGGUUCAUGGCUUGUCGGAUGAAGGAGAACCCUCCCCUUUGAUCCAAAGAUGGAAAUCAGGCGGAACAUGCGAUUGUGGUGGUUGGGAUGAAGGUUGCAUGCUAACUACCCUGACUGCCAAUCAAGAAAAAAGGAGCUUGGAUUUAGUCCAAGCUAGUUGCACCACUGAUGGUACUCACCGAUUCGAAUUGUUCGUUCAGGGUGGGUCUCGUGAAAGCAAACAUGCCUUCAGUAUGGUUUCUUUCAAAGAGGGACUGUAUACAGUUGAUUUCAGGUCAUCUAUUGCUCUACUGCAGGCUUUUGCAAUUUGUAUAUCUAUCGUCCAUAGCAGGAAGUCUACCAUCCGCUCAGUGGAAGCAGAGACUUUACAGGAACAUAUAAUUGCUGAAAAUGCAAGGAAGGCGCCUGCAAGUUAUGUACCAAACCACCCACCUCUUUCCCCUGUUGGGAGAGCUUAAUUGCCCUGCCGAUCCGUCGAGCGAGAGGUAUAAUAUCUUGGCAUGCGCUUUGAAUUCUCUCUGCUACUUGCCAGUUAGUAGAUACGAUCAAGGGGACCUGCCUCCACGUAUAGCUGUUUCCCAUUUGCUGCAUCUGGGCAAUUCAAGCCCAUUGAGGCCGAAAUGUGGCCCACAAUGCUUGGCUCCAUGUUGCUGUUGUUAUAUGAAGGAAAAUGCUUCACCGCACCGCUUGUUUCCCCCACUCACAGGUCACAGGUCACAGCAACAUGGUGAUUAAUGGACCGAUCCAUAGGAUCCGCCUGUUAUUCACAUGAUGCGCAUACUGCAUCAGUCCUUGACUGCCAUAUGGACUGGUCCCGUGAGCGCGGAAAAAAGUGGUGCUGGGAAGCAGCACUCGUUAUAUCCAUGUGAACGGGAGUAGAAGAAUCUUCGUCUCAAACGGCUGUAAGGAAUCUUUGUACUAUAUCGCGUCUUUGGAAAAUAGUAGAAAAUAAUCUUUAUAUCAAAUGUUUUUUUCCGCCCUGUUGACGGUAAGGAUAUAAAGAAAGCCAAAGGCUCUCUCUUUACACAUGGCAAACACUUUGUUUUUAGGUUUCGAGGACAGAAUUGUAGUUGGUUCAUUUGUCCUUAAAGGCCAACCAAAUUUAGUUGGACUCCAGGCAUGCAAUAUAACGGCUUACAACUAUUGCGGUA
This is a messenger RNA of Phoenix dactylifera (date palm), 4094 nucleotides long. RefSeq lists its product as uncharacterized. NCBI's taxonomy places the organism in Eukaryota, Viridiplantae, Streptophyta, Magnoliopsida, Arecales, Arecaceae. The record is from RefSeq and is a predicted model, not a curated record.